Molecule: messenger RNA, 1022 nt
Organism: Diorhabda sublineata
Lineage: Eukaryota; Metazoa; Arthropoda; Insecta; Coleoptera; Chrysomelidae
Exons: 5
Coding region: 164-925 (253 amino acids)
Source: RefSeq, a predicted model, not a curated record
AAUUAAAAAGUGUAGUAUUUAAAUAUAAGCUUGUUACCCAAUAAAAUAAGUGGAGAGGUAGUCGAAGGAAAUGUAAAAAUCUAACAGACGCUAUAAAUAUAAAUAAAAACGCUAUACGGUUGUUUAUGAAAACGGAAAGAAGUUGAGUAGUGCAACGAAAAUAAUGAAUACUUUGACGGUGUUACUUUCUUUAAGUUCCUUAUUAUUUCAGUUGACGUUUGGUAAAAGUUUACAAUUACCGGAUUACCUCCAAAAAUAUAGCUGUGUAAAAUCAGAUCCGGAUUACGAAAAAUGCAUUCUGGAAGGUUUUUUAGCUACCAAACCCUUCUUUUUGGAAGGUAUACCUGAAUUAAACGUACCCUCUAUGGAUCCUUACAAAGUAGAUGCGUUCGCUGUGAAUAGCAGUGUUGAAAAUUUGAUAAAAAUAGAUGCUGUUUGUCGUAACGCCGUGGUGACAGGCCUUAGUACAACUAUUAUUGAUUAUUUGAAAGCUGAUCCAAUAAAACACUAUGGCGAAAUAAAAUUGACAAUACCGUGGAUGUACGCCGAAAUGGAUUACGAUGUAAAAGGACAACUGCUUGUUAUUCCUUUGGAAAGCAGAGGACACUUUCAAGGAAAUUUCACUGAUACUAAAGCACAAAUCAAAGGUAGUUUGAAGAUGUACACUAAAGACGGAGUUGAUUAUUUCAAGGUCAACAAGUUGGCGUUGAAAGUGAGAAUCGGUGAUGGAUACGUUAAACUUACGUCCAAAGACAAAGAGCUUCAAUACGCAGCCGACCUUAUAUCGAAUUUCUUCAACGAAAAUCCUCGCCAAGUUUUGGACGCUAUCAAUCCUUUGUUCAUCCAAUACGCAGAGGUGUACGCCAGGAAAGAAAUGGAUCGUAUUUUGGCGACGGUACCCGCAUCGGCUUGGUUGCCAGAAUAAACUAUAUCAUAUAUUUGGUGGGGCGUUACUAGUCUUUUUCAAUACUUUUAAUGUUGUAAAAUGAUAUUUUUUUUAAUAAAUUUAUAAUAGAAUAAUA